AGUGAGACAAUUAGUAUUAUUACCGCACCACCCUUUCUGGCGGGGGGGAGGGGAGGGGGAAUGCGGGGGAAUGGGGCAGGGGGAGGGGACGUCCCCGGCUGCCUCGGCGCUUCCUCACCCCUCGGAGCCGCUGGAAUUUUCCACAGUCACCAAAUAAGGGUAACCAGCGCCCGAGCGCGCGCCCUCUGCGCGCUUAACCGUGACAUCUGCCAUCGGACUCAGCUUUCCAGAAGGACCGCGGACACCGCCCCCCCGAGGCUCUCCCCCCUUUCUGCUGGUCGGGUCCAGGCACCCGCGCACCCGCCCCACCUCCGCCUGUCGUCCCCUCCCCGCCCCUCACUCCUUUCCGAGCAGCCCCAAGCCCCGUCAGCAGCCCGUGGGUACCGGGCUCCGCUCACUCGCUGCACCCCCUGCCAAUCAAGCGAACGUCGGGCGACCCCGCCUUUGGGCCGCUUGGAGGCGGUGGAAAAGAGCCUGGACUGGUGGGGUCGCGAGCCCAACGCCCCUCCCCAGACCCGUCCCGACAGCGCGAGACUCGGACUACCAGGCCCGCCGGGGAAGGAGGGCGGGGCGCGCGGGGGGGGUCGGGGUGGGUUGGGGCGGGGGGCUCAUUUGCAUAACGGACGCCUUCCUGCCUCCUCGCGCCGGCUCAAGUCCCGCCCCACGCCCUGCUUGAAAUCUGUUGGGCCACCGGCCCAUCACUCCGGCCGAGGAAAGCCUGUGGCACCGGCUGGAAGGUCAGGAUGUCUGCGCGGGGCCCCGCCAUCGGGAUUGACCUGGGCACCACUUACUCGUGCGUGGGCGUUUUCCAGCACGGGAAAGUGGAGAUCAUCGCCAACGACCAGGGCAACCGCACCACCCCGAGCUAUGUGGCCUUCACGGACACCGAGCGCCUCAUCGGCGACGCCGCCAAGAACCAGGUGGCCAUGAACCCCACCAACACCAUCUUCGACGCCAAGCGGCUCAUCGGGCGCAAGUUUGAAGACGCGACGGUGCAGUCGGACAUGAAACACUGGCCAUUCCGGGUGGUGAGCGAGGGCGGGAAGCCGAAAGUGCAGGUGGAGUACAAGGGGGAGAUUAAGACCUUUUUCCCGGAGGAGAUCUCCUCCAUGGUCCUGACGAAGAUGAAGGAGAUCGCCGAGGCUUAUCUGGGCGGGAAGGUGCAGAGCGCAGUCAUCACGGUCCCGGCCUAUUUCAACGACUCGCAGCGCCAGGCCACCAAGGACGCCGGCACCAUCACCGGCCUCAACGUCCUGCGGAUCAUCAACGAGCCCACGGCCGCGGCCAUCGCCUACGGCCUGGACAAAAAAGGGAGCGCGGGGGGAGAGAAGAACGUGCUGAUCUUUGACCUGGGGGGCGGCACGUUCGAUGUGUCCAUCCUGACCAUCGAGGACGGCAUCUUCGAGGUGAAGUCGACGGCCGGCGACACCCACCUGGGCGGGGAGGACUUUGACAACCGCAUGGUGAGCCACCUGGCUGAAGAGUUCAAGCGCAAGCACAAGAAAGACAUCGGCCCCAACAAGCGAGCGGUGCGGCGCCUCCGGACCGCCUGCGAGCGGGCGAAGCGCACCCUGAGCUCCUCCACUCAAGCCAGCAUUGAAAUCGACUCACUCUAUGAGGGCGUGGACUUCUACACGUCCAUCACCCGAGCCCGAUUCGAGGAGCUCAACGCCGACCUCUUCCGCGGGACCUUGGAGCCGGUAGAGAAAGCCCUAAGAGAUGCCAAGCUGGACAAGGGACAGAUCCAGGAGAUUGUGCUGGUGGGCGGUUCCACUCGUAUCCCCAAGAUCCAGAAGCUGCUGCAAGAUUUCUUCAAUGGUAAGGAGCUGAACAAGAGCAUAAACCCUGAUGAGGCUGUAGCGUAUGGAGCGGCUGUUCAAGCGGCGAUUCUUAUCGGAGACAAAUCGGAGAAUGUGCAGGACCUCCUCCUACUUGAUGUUACUCCGCUGUCAUUGGGCAUUGAAACCGCAGGUGGAGUGAUGACUCCCUUGAUUAAGAGAAACACCACUAUUCCCACUAAGCAGACCCAGACCUUCACGACUUACUCCGACAACCAGAGCAGUGUCUUAGUGCAGGUGUACGAGGGAGAAAGGGCAAUGACCAAGGACAAUAACCUGCUCGGCAAGUUCGACCUUACAGGUAUCCCUCCGGCUCCCCGUGGGGUGCCCCAAAUCGAGGUAACUUUUGACAUAGACGCCAAUGGCAUUCUCAAUGUCACUGCAGCAGACAAAAGCACCGGCAAAGAGAACAAAAUUACCAUAACUAAUGACAAAGGCCGUCUAAGCAAAGACGAUAUUGACCGGAUGGUACAAGAGGCAGAAAGAUACAAGUCAGAAGAUGAAGCAAAUCGUGAUAGAGUUGCUGCUAAAAACGCAGUGGAGUCAUAUACCUACAACAUAAAGCAGACGGUCGAAGACGAGAAACUGAGGGGCAAGAUAAGCGAACAGGACAAGAACAAGAUCCUGGACAAGUGUCAAGAAGUGAUAAGCUGGCUAGACCGAAACCAAAUGGCAGAAAAAGAUGAGUUUGAACACAAGCAGAGAGAGCUUGAAAGAGUCUGCAAUCCUAUCAUCAGCAAACUUUACCAAGGAGGACCGGGUGGAGGCGGUUCGGGUGCCUCUGGGGGACCAACCAUUGAAGAAGUGGACUAAAACAUGCACUCCCAGUCAACAGCAAACCUUUACCAUUCUCUACACGUUAUUUUUUUUUUCGUUUAUACUUUAAAGUGUCAGUGCCAAGUACAAAGUUUAUUGAAGAAAAUCUUAGCCUGCUGUAUGCAUAUGAAAAGCAAAGGUACAACAACUUAGUUUAGUAAAGGUUAGUUCUAAAGAUUGUUUAUUUAAAAAAACUAAUGUUCAGGGUUUGUCUUUAAUGCAUUUUGUGUGUUUGCUAACUUGAGCAUUUUUUGUUAACACUUACAGUUUGUGCAUGAAGAUUUUGUUUGGGGAGGAAAAAACACCUAUAAAAAAACCGUUUUCCCACCUGUCCUAUGGAAGCUUUGGUAACAAUAAAAUAUUGAGAAGCUUAACCUGCUUAUUUUUUAUGUACUGUUGUUUUUAAGAUUCGAUUCGUUAGCUUAAAAAAUGUUUCUUAAGUUUGUAAGAACAAUUUACAAUCUUAAUAAUGAAUGCCUUAAAUAAUUAUUAGAUACUAGUUGACAAGUUGUCAAUUAUUGUAAAAAGCAAAACUGGUCUCAAAAUAACUAUCUGAUGCUCUCAAA
This is a messenger RNA of Trichosurus vulpecula (common brushtail), 3220 nucleotides long. It is a transcript of the gene HSPA2, whose product is annotated as heat shock protein family A (Hsp70) member 2. The transcript is spliced from 2 exons. The record is from RefSeq and is a predicted model, not a curated record. Lineage: Eukaryota; Metazoa; Chordata; Mammalia; Diprotodontia; Phalangeridae. The coding region runs from base 744 to 2651 and encodes 635 amino acids. Gene Ontology annotation, biological process: cellular response to unfolded protein; vesicle-mediated transport; protein refolding. Gene Ontology annotation, molecular function: misfolded protein binding; ATP binding; heat shock protein binding. Gene Ontology annotation, cellular component: cytosol; plasma membrane; cytoplasm.